Messenger RNA from Exophiala xenobiotica, 1872 nucleotides. RefSeq lists its product as uncharacterized. The record is from RefSeq and is a predicted model, not a curated record. The transcript is spliced from 3 exons. The coding region runs from base 606 to 1499 and encodes 297 amino acids. Gene Ontology annotation, molecular function: transcription cis-regulatory region binding; DNA-binding transcription activator activity, RNA polymerase II-specific. NCBI's taxonomy places the organism in Eukaryota, Fungi, Ascomycota, Eurotiomycetes, Chaetothyriales, Herpotrichiellaceae. Gene Ontology annotation, cellular component: RNA polymerase II transcription regulator complex.
UUUCUUCACUUCGCUUUUCGCCAUUGUUGUUAUUACUCAGCUUUUGUCGGCCUGAGUUCAUAGUUCUCCGUACUCGUUGCGCGCUGCUACUUAUCUCAUCAGACUCAUUGAGGACUGUGUGUCUCUCGUCGACAGCAGCACUCUUUUCUCUCCGCCUCGCUCUCAUCCCAAACCCUUUACUCUUUACGAAUCCGCGACCGAUCACGACUUCUCCAAGUCGUGCCAGUCCCAACUCGGCCUCCCAUGAUGCAGCCCAACCUCGCCCCUCGCGCGGCUAGCUCUCUUUCGAGCAUGCCUCAGGACCAAGUCGCCUCCGAAUCACGUACGUAUAGCAAUCCUUGCCCCACUCAGCCGCCCUCUUCCAACAACGGACGAUUGAUACCCUGUUACCUCCCCUUUGUCGCCUCUUCUUGCCGCUCUGUCAUUUCACUUCGUAUCUUGCGCACCUCCCAUUCCGCUAUCGGCGAUCUGUGGCUUGUGCGAAAAAUACCGUAUUGCGCAUCCCUGUCCUCGUCUUUUUACCUACACCUGCGAACACUUGCAUCAUUGCUCAUGUACCUAUUACUAGGGUACCACAUUCCCCUCAUCGAGCCCAUUUCUUGUCGAUGACAUACAUAUACCCUUCAAUCACCAUCCUCCUUCCCAGCCUUGUCUACCUUUUGCAUUGGAGCUUGUCUCGUGUACAUGCGUCUCGACCCCAUCAUUCGUCUGCUUUGAUCUUUUGUCACGAGCAGGACUCCUCAUCACUCGCGACCCUCUCUACCACCAUGACUUCCAUCACUCAGCUGCUGUCCCCAUGGCCUGUAUCUAAGCAUUCAAUAGUCUUGCGCGACCAACCACAUUAUCCCCCGCCUCAUUCCUCAGUACUGCCAGACUCUAUGGACGCCAUGCCACAGCAUCAGCCAUCUCCACCUACCGAUGCUACCACCAACGACGCUGUCACCGGCAGUGCAGAAAGUGAUCAAGGCGAGAUGACUGGCGAUGGUCGCAAAGGCUUUGGAAAGCGGGAAUUGAGCACCGGCAAGAGAGCUGCCCAAAAUAGAGCUGCUCAGAGAGCAUUUAGACAGCGGAAGGAAGGAUACAUCAAGAAGCUUGAGGAGCAGGUCCGGGAUUACCAAAUUUUGAGUGAGAAUUUCAAGGCAGUCCAGGCCGAAAACUACCAACUCCGAGACUACAUCAUCAACCUUCAAUCGCGGUUACUAGAGUCACAGGGUGAAGUCCCGCCUCCCCCAAGCAAUGUCGACGGACUUCAACCUGGCAAGGCAGGACCCCUUCAACAGUCGGGUACCCUCCCACGCCUCUCUGAGCUUGGUGCCGUAGGUCAACCACAAGAUGGUGUCAGCAGUAUUCACCACGACCCUCAUCGAUACCCAGAUCCGACUUAUUCUGAAUCUCAAGCCAACAAGCGCCCUAGAACCGGAUCAGCUGAAAUGACAGCUUCCCAGGCUGCAUUGCAAGGACCAGCGAUAUUGGCACAAACAUCUACGGGUGCUCGAUGAUAGUCAUCGUUCUGUUUUCACACGGGUACGUCAAAACCCGAUUACGUCGGCGUCUCGGUAGGAAGGCGUUUUCACGGGACAUAUCUUCCAGGCAUCGACAGGCUGGGUGCUGGUGCUGCUGUAUUGAAUGAUAAAUGUACCGGCGUCUGGAGUGGGCUCAGGACAACGAGCCGAAUCAGGUCCUUGAACAUGACCUCGGGUGUGUGAAGCAUGAUUUAGAUUCCGGUCGAAAAGAGAGACCGAUGACAGAGGUCAGCCUUCGCCAUAGCUGGCGAGGUGUACCUACCAAUUAUUGCUGCAUUACUCUAUCUAGCAAGUGUACAAGAGUGAGAUCAAUCAAGCCCGCCAUUGCGCGGGGUAUGAUGAUGUGCGA